AUGAUCCAUGCACUUGGGGAAACGACAGCCACUACUUCUGUGCUAUACUCUACCACCGAGGUCUUGAAAUCAUCCCUCGUCGUCAAAGGGAUCAACACUCCGCGGCACAUCACAUUCGAUGAUCGUGGGAAUCUGCUGGUCGCGGGGGAUAGAUCGGGGAUUAUUGCAUUGGAGUUAGCGGAGGGGCAGGACGGGUGUGUGGAGGUGAUGAGGAGGGUGGUGGUGGCGGAGAAUGGCGGGCUGGACCUGUAUCAUGGGGUGGCAGUGAGUGGUGAUGGGCGGACGAUCUUUGCCUCCUCCACCACCACCGUCCACGCCUUCCCCUACAACUCCACCACCCUCAGCACCCUUCCCCCACCGCCCUCAUCACAAACCUCACCAACCCAGGCCACAUCACCCGCACCCUCUAUACUCCCCAUACACACCCAAACACGCUCCUUCACCCUCACAACCGGCCAGGACUUCACCACCUCUGGCACACUACUCGGCUGGGGCCUGCGCAAUAGUGUCGGCGUCGCGCAGGAUAACGUCGGUGGUGUAUGGUCGGUGGAGAACGCGCCGGAUAGUAUUGUGCUGGAGGGGAUGGACGUAAAUGAGAGGAAUCCGGCGGAGGAGCUGAAUUAUCAUGGGCUAUUACCUACCGCGCUGGAGACGCCAAAUUAUGUUGGGCCUAGCUAUGGCUACCCAACCUGCCUGACAGUCUGGGACCCCACCGUUCUCCCCGCCCCCUACAGCGCCCUCGCUGUCGGCGACCCCCUCCCCCUCCCCCCCAUCACCUCAUGCAGCAACACUACCGCCGCCACCCUCGCAUUCGACGCCCACACCGCACCCCUCGACAUCAAGUUCCACCCGACGCUCCCGGGCGCCUUCGUCACCUUCCACGGGUCCUCGGCGCGCAAGGAGCCGGCGGGGUACAAAGUGUCGUGGCUGCCGUUCAUGGACGACACACCGACAGGGGAGGUGUUGGAUGUGGUGUGGACGAGGAACCGCACGGGGUGCCCGGGUGCGUGUCUUAGGCCCGUGGGGCUAGCGGUGGAUAAAAGGGGACGGGUCUGGUUUAGUGCGGAUAGGAGCGGGGAGGUGUGGCUGAUUACGGUGCUUGGGGUGAAUGGGACGAAUGGGACGGAGUCGGGUGGGGUGGGGGAACUGGGGCGAAUGAGACUGCGGAGACUGGGACGAGUGGGGGUGGGGAAGCUGGGGGAUCGGGAUCGGGGUCGGGGUCGGGAUCGGAGCAGGAGUCGGCGGCGGCGGGGAGGGCGGGCUGGGGUGCGGUAG
Morchella importuna is the source of this 1275-nucleotide messenger RNA. RefSeq lists its product as uncharacterized. Bases 1 to 1275 code for a protein of 424 amino acids. The transcript has 5 exons. Lineage: Eukaryota; Fungi; Ascomycota; Pezizomycetes; Pezizales; Morchellaceae. The record is from RefSeq and is a predicted model, not a curated record.